GAGUCAAGGCAAGUGGAGUUUCACAGGCAGGUUCUGUCCCUCUCUUCUGCAAGGAUGACUUCGGACUGCUCCCCUACACCUUGCGCUGGAGCUCCCGGUCAUGAACCUGCUUCAACCUGUUCCACGGAAACCACUUGCAUCUCCAGUGCCUGCGCUGCCUCCAGGUGCCAGACCCCCAGCUUCCUGGGCAGGUCUCGCCUGCUGCCCGGUUGCCUCGCACCAUGCUACCUUGCCGGGAGCUGUAACAGCCCGUGCUCGGUGGGGGCCUGUGCCUGGUGUGAGGAUGGGGUGUUCACGAGCAAUGAGAAGGAGACCAUGCAGUUCCUGAAUGACAGACUCGCCAGCUACCUGGACAAGGUGCGCAGCCUGGAGCAGACCAACGCAGAGCUGGAGGGCAGGAUCCGAGAGCAACGUGAGCAGGAGACCCCACUGGCGUGCCUUGACUACCAGUGUUACUUCAACACCAUCGAAGACCUCCAACAAAAGAUCUUGUGCACCAAGGCAGAGAACUCCAGACUUGCUGUACAGCUUGACAACUACAAACUGGCUACCGAUGACUUUAGGUCAAAGUACGAGAGUGAGCUGUCCCUUCGCCAGCUGUUAGAGGCUGACAUCAGCAGCCUGCGCGGAAUCCUGGACGACCUGACUCUGUGCAAAUCCGAUCUGGAGGCCCAUGUGGAGUCUCUGCAGGAAGAUCUCCUUUGCCUUAAGAAAAACCAUGAAGAGGAGGUCAACUCACUUCGUGGACAGCUUGGUGACCGACUUAGCGUAGAGCUGGACACUGCCCCCACCAUCGACCUCAACAGGGCCCUGGAUGAGAUGCGGUGUCAGUACGAAACAGUGCUCACCAACAACCGCAGGGACGCUGAAGCAUGGUUUGCUGUUCAGAUAGAAGAGCUGAACCGGCAGCAGCUGUCCAGCGCCGAGCAGCUGCAGGGCUGCCAGACGGAGGUCUUAGAACUGAAACGCACAGCCAGCGCUCUGGAAAUCGAGCUCCAGGCCCAGCAAAGCCUGUCAGAAUCUCUGGAAUGCACGGUGGCAGAAACCAAGGCCCAGUACAGCUCCCAGCUGGCCCAGAUCCAGUGCCUGAUUGACAAUGUGGAGAACCAACUGGCCGAGAUCCGCUGUGACCUGGAGCUGCAGAACCAGGAGUACCAGGUGCUGCUGGACGUCAAGGCCCGGCUGGAGGGUGAGAUCAACACAUACCGGGGGCUGCUGGAAAGCGAGGACAGCAGGCUUCCCUGUAACCCGUGUUCUACAACAUGCACAUCAAGCCACAUGUGUGAGCCACACUCAGCCUAUGUAAUUUGCACGGUGGAAAAUUGCUGUUCGUGA
This is a messenger RNA of Nycticebus coucang (slow loris), 1335 nucleotides long. RefSeq names its product keratin 40 (gene KRT40). Lineage: Eukaryota; Metazoa; Chordata; Mammalia; Primates; Lorisidae. Gene Ontology annotation, molecular function: structural molecule activity. The record is from RefSeq and is a predicted model, not a curated record. The transcript is spliced from 7 exons. Bases 55 to 1335 code for a protein of 426 amino acids.